AUGUUUAACCUCAUGAAGAAGGACAAGGAGCGGGACAGCGGGCGCAAGGAGAAGAAGAAGGAGCGCAUGUCCGCGGCCGAGCUGCGCAGCCUGGAGGAGAUGAGCAUGCGCCGCGGCUUCUUCAACCUGAAGCGAGAGUCCAAGAGAGAGUCCAAGAACCGGCUGGAGAUCUCCAACCCCAUCCCCAUCAAGGUGGCCAGUGGCAGCGAGCUCACCCUGACCGACCUGGACUCAGAGGAGAACCGCAGCAAUCGCAGCAGCAUGGUGCUGGACGGGCAGCUCAGCGGAGCCAGUUCCACAGACGACCUGAAGGGGGAGGCCUCACAGGAUGGACACAGGGGGUCAGUGCGGGACCGAGUGGCUCACUACGGGUCUCUGGCCAAGCAGAACUCCACACAGGUUGGACAGAUGAUGAAGCGUUUCUCCUUCUCCCAGCGGAGCAAAGAGGAGAGUCCGUCCGAAGGCUCCACUCCCUCGGGCCCAAACUCCGCCGCCCCCUCCCCUCAAGUGGAGAGCAAGGUCUUCAACAUGCUCCGCAAACACAGCCUGAAGCAGCCGCCCGGGAACCCGCCUCCAGAGCCUCCAUCUCAGCCUCCGUCUCAGCCUCCUCCCAGCCGCCGCGUCCCGGAGCUAGUGCCUAAAACCUUCCCAGCACGCCUCUCUCUUCCCCCCGUUGUUGCACCUACGGCUCCACAAACUCGCGAGCUGGAGUUACAGCGGCGAAACACUGGGGACUUUGGCUUCUCGCUUCGCCGCACCACCAUGCUGGACCGCGGCGUCGACGGCAGCGUGUACAGGAGAGUGGUCCACUUCGCCGAGCCGGGAGCCGGGACCAAAGACCUGGCCCUGGGGCUGGUUCCCGGAGAUCGUCUGGUGGAGAUCAACGGCAGGAACGUGGAGAAUAAAAGCAGGGAUGAGAUCGUGGAGAUGAUACGGCAAAGCGGCGACACGGUGAGGCUAAAGGUGCAGCCGAUCCUGGAGCUGAGCGAGCUGAGCCGCUGCUGGCUGCGGAACACGGAAGGACUGAGACGAGAAACCAGAGAUGUGAGUAUUGAGAGUUAUGGAGGCAAAAGUAUGCUCUUUUGGGAUAAGUUUUUGUGA
Molecule: messenger RNA, 1101 nt
Organism: Knipowitschia caucasica
Lineage: Eukaryota; Metazoa; Chordata; Actinopteri; Gobiiformes; Gobiidae
Source: the annotation of a GenBank genome assembly